AUGUCCACUUGGAACAAGCAUUACCACUGGAAGACCAAGGGUUGCACUCCAUGGUCGAAGACUUGGAUCAAGACGAAUCUCGUUGGUCAAAAGGCCAACACGGAGGCUGGUACUGUCCAGGUCACAGCCCUAGAGUCGUUCGAAGGCGAUGUCGAACUUGGAAACCGGAAAGGGAAGCUCAUCACGAUCUUUGACUGUGCAGUCACCCUGGCCUGGGCUGAUGAAGAAGAGAAAGUUAAAGGGACCAUCACAUUCCCAGAAGUCUGUCACGAAGUCGAAGACGAAGGGACUGAGUACAUUCACGAAUCGGCACUGACGGACGCAGGUGGCAAAGACGGCCAGACUUUCUUGGACGGUGUUCGGCGGCAACUUAUUCCUCUUCUUUUGAAAACGUUGCACCGCUUCCGAAAAGACUUGAUCCAGCAGCAUGCCUCCGAUUUGGGUCACGAUGGCCUGGGCACGGUGACACCUGCGGCUUCUAGCGGCCAAUCUGAUGUUCCGGUUCCAGAGCGAAGCGACUCGGAUCCUACUCAAAAUACCCGCCAUCCUUCUGAUCCAAAGAAAACUUCAAAUGCAAAUCCCAUCAGGUCGAGUUCCAGAGUCAUUCGUCAAUCUGCUCAUCUUGCCAUCAGCCGAACCGAUCUUUGGGCCUUGCUCACGGAUCCAGAUCGCAUCCCCUUGUGGACCAAGGCUCCAGCAAAGUUCACUUUGAAGGAAAAUGAAACAUACACCCUCUUCGGAGGAAAUGUUUCGGGUGUCAUCAAGCAGAUCAAGUUUCCGGAGCACUUGUCGCACUCUUGGAGACUAUCGCAGUGGCCCGAAGGCCACUUUGCCGAGCUCACCAUAGAUCUUAAGGAGGGGACAGACUCGACUGAACUUGUGCUUACACUCACGGCAGUGCCUUCUGGUGAAGAGGAUCGAUCCGAAGUGGGGCUGGAGACAUACUACCUCCGCGGCCUGAAGGGCCUUGGGCUGGGAACCAUUCUGUAAGACUGAUUCAACGGUACAUUGCAUAAUGCAUAGGCAGGUCAUGCGAAUUAUUGGUGUAUGCAAGUAUGCUACGUAUU
Tilletiaria anomala UBC 951 is the source of this 1067-nucleotide messenger RNA. RefSeq lists its product as uncharacterized. The record is from RefSeq and is a predicted model, not a curated record. Lineage: Eukaryota; Fungi; Basidiomycota; Exobasidiomycetes; Georgefischeriales; Tilletiariaceae. Gene Ontology annotation, cellular component: cytosol. The coding region runs from base 1 to 990 and encodes 329 amino acids. The transcript has 7 exons. Gene Ontology annotation, molecular function: protein-folding chaperone binding; ATPase activator activity. Gene Ontology annotation, biological process: protein folding; positive regulation of ATP-dependent activity.